AUGGGCGAUUACUUUUCAAUUACUUAUCACAACAAUACUAGCUGGAGGGUUGGGUGGGGGUGCACUCGUCCAUUAAGUGUCCUUGUUACGCUUCGACCAUUAAGUGUCCUUGCUACGCUUCGACCAUUAAGUGUCCUUGCUACGCUUCGACCAUUAAGUGUCCUUGCUACGCUUCGACCAUCAAGUGUCCUCCAUUACGCUUCGGAUCAUCAAGGGCAAUUAGAAUUUGAAACCAACUAUAUCACUUGA
Molecule: messenger RNA, 249 nt
Organism: Cetraspora pellucida
Lineage: Eukaryota; Fungi; Glomeromycota; Glomeromycetes; Diversisporales; Gigasporaceae
Source: the annotation of a GenBank genome assembly